UUAAUUUGGAGUGAUAAUAAGGUAAAGUUUAACGGGCAAUAAAGUGCUUAAAAUAGUCAACCAGCUCAUCAGGAAAGAACAGUCUAUUAUCGGCAAGGACGUCCUUAAAUUUGGGAGGGUCUUGAAAGAGAAGAAUCAAAGACGAACGUGGCAUCCGCGGUUCAACUGAAUAACCAGAAAACAGGCACAAAAUUUUGUUUCUUGCUAUAAAUCCGCUGUUUGCCAAUAAUCUGCAUUCGCCAUUAUUUUUUUUUCCUCUUCCUCUGUUUCCCAAUGAUGAUGAUGAACUACAGGGCGUUGUGGUUGUGGCUCUCCGUCGCAAUCGUCUUCUCCGUGCAAUCAUGCCGGGCUCUCGCCGCCGGCGAGGGCUCCAAGGAAGCGGACAAGAUCGCCGCGCUGCCGGGCCAGCCACCGGACGUGAAGCUACAGCAAUAUUCAGGCUACAUCAACGUCAAUGAGACUUCCGGGAAGUCGCUCUUCUACUACUUUGUGGAAGCCUCCGUUGAUGCUGCCCACAAACCGCUUCUUUUGUGGCUCAACGGAGGGCCUGGCUGCUCAUCCAUGGGCAUCGGAGCGUUCCAGGAGAUCGGGCCCUUCCGCGUGGACACGGACGGCAAGACGCUCUGCCGGAACCCGCACUCCUGGAUUACUGCGGCGAACCUGCUGUUCCUGGAGAGCCCCGUGGGCGUGGGCUUCUCGUACGCGGCGGUGAAGCCGCAGGAGGUGUACAGCACCAUAGGGGACAACAUGACGGCGCACGACUCGCACACCUUCCUGCUCCGGUGGCUCGACCGGUUCCCGGAAUACAAGACCCGGGACCUCUUCAUCGUCGGCGAGAGCUACGCCGGCCACUACGUCCCGGAGCUCGCCGUCACCAUCCUCGACAACAACUUGCUCCCGCACGCGACCCCCAUCAAGCUCAAAGGAAUCGCCAUCGGGAACGGCAUACUGGAGUUCGCGGCUGAGCAAACGCAGCUGUACGAGUACCUGUGGCAGCACGCGUUCAUAUCGGACUCGGCGCACGCGCUCAUCACGCAGAGCUGCAAGUACCCCGACGACCACCCGUCGGCGCUCUGCGAGUCGGCGAGGAAAGCGGCGUAUAGCCGGAUUGGCAACAUCGACAUCUACAACAUAUACUCGUCCACCUGCCACGAACAGAAAGUCAGGCCCUCAGCCUCCAAGUGCAUGGAUUUGGCUGAUCCGUGCUCCCAAUACUUCGUGGAGGCGUACAUGAACCAGCCCCAGGUACAGAAGACGAUCCAUGCGAACACGGAGUUGAAGUAUCCCUGGACUAGAUGCAGGGUUUACAACCUAGACCACUUCGGCGACUCGCCAAAGUCAAUGCUGCCAUACAUCAAGGCAGUGAUAACCGGCCGCAUCCGCAUCUGGAUAUUCAGCGGCGACUUGGAUGCGAUGGUGCCGGUGACGGCGACGAGGCAGUCGAUGGAGAGGCUCCAGCUGCGGGUGGCGGCGGACUGGCGGCCGUGGUCGGCGGACGGCAAGGACGUUGCCGGGUACGUGAUCGCGUACGACGGGCUGGUGUUCGCGACGGUGCGCGGGUCCGGGCACAUGGCCCCGAUCGACCAGCCGGAGCGAGCGCUGGUGCUCGUCUCCUCCUUCAUCCGGGGGCAGCCGCUCCCACCGCCGCAACCUGAUCAACACGACGCCUAGCGCGCGUGUGCCCCACCGCUGCACCAGUUGCCAUACGUAGCUAGGGAGAUUGGCAUGGCAUGGCCGAGCUGAGGAGCUCAACGUGUCGUCGUGCACUCGUGCGUCGUCGGAUCGGAAGUGAAUUCUCGCUGUACUCUUGGUGUCUUUCGAGACUCGAUCGCAACUGUGUUUAUGUGUGUAGGGUGACGCAUAUUUCAGUCAA
This is a messenger RNA of Oryza sativa Japonica Group (Japanese rice), 1873 nucleotides long. Its product is annotated as serine carboxypeptidase 1. The record is from RefSeq and is a predicted model, not a curated record. Gene Ontology annotation, molecular function: serine-type carboxypeptidase activity. Gene Ontology annotation, cellular component: vacuole. NCBI's taxonomy places the organism in Eukaryota, Viridiplantae, Streptophyta, Magnoliopsida, Poales, Poaceae. Gene Ontology annotation, biological process: proteolysis.